UCGGUCGAUACGAGCACACACUGGCGUGGCUCUCGGCCUCCAUUUGCCAGUUCGUGUUUAUGUUCGAGGGACCGCGACGAGCCUCGUUACAACCGACAGGACGUGCAACAGUCGCCACUCUUCGCCAGGAACAGCGUCUCCGCCGCCGGCCACGAGGAGCUCCAACCGACGGUUGAAAGGCAUUCAAUGAAGUGGUAUAACAAUAUCCGUUGGUGAUGCCGGCAACAGACUCUGAGCUCACGUCCAUGGAGGACCCCCCUGUGGAGGAUGAAAAGGGGGGUCUGACUGACGUCCCUCCAUCAGCCACUCCUGCUGCCAUCAUUGCUUCACCUCCUUUCCCUGCCACUAUGACUAAUUUCACUGGUGAGACUGAGAUCGAGAACAGAGCCGUGUCCAUGGCAAGUCAUGACUGCAGCUCGGCUCUCUCCUCACCUGCUGAAGCUAGCCCAGCCAAGCCUGCAGUAACAUCAUCGAACACCCAUGAAGGGACUGUUGAAACGAGCCCACCUACCUCAAACAUAGCAUCAGCCUCAGACUCUUUAAAAUGCUCAGGGACAAAUCUUGACAACAUCCCAGACUCACUACCGUUGUCCAAGUGGCCAUCCAGCACGUUUGGCGGUGCUGAACAGAAGCAUGAAUUUCCUGCUGUUCUAACUUUCAAAGGUGUCACUGUCUCUCUGGAUAAUAACAGCGUGUGGAAGCAGUUUAACAGCUGUGGAACUGAGAUGAUUCUCACAAAACAAGGACGACGCAUGUUUCCGUACUGCCGGUAUCGUCUGGCUGGCUUAGAUCCCGAGGGCCACUACACUCUGGUCCUGUCCCUGGUUCCGUCUGACCAGUACAAAUACCGCUGGAACAGAUCCCAGUGGGAGAGCAAUGCAGCAGCUGAAAACCAGACCCAGGGUCUGAUCCGAGCCUUUGCCCACCAUUACGCAACUAGCAAAGGCUCGGUGUGGAUGGGCGGCCUGGUUUCUUUCUACAAGCUCAAACUGACCAAUAAUUUCCAAGACCAGGACGGUCACAUAAUCCUACACUCCAUGCAUCGCUACAUUCCAAGGCUACAUGUGAUACCUGUCCCAGAUGGAGUCACAACCACACCCGAUAAGCCUGUGUUUAUGGGGCCGGAAAGCAUGACCUUCACUUUUCCACAAACUGAAUUCAUGGCUGUGACGACUUACCAGAACUUUCGGAUCACGCAGCUGAAAAUUAACCAUAACCCGUUUGCAAAAGGCUUCAGGGAGGACGGACACAACCCUCGUCUAGUCCGGGUCAGCGCAGAGGCUCCAUCCAUGGUAAAGAUAGAAGCUCAGUUCAACGUGUUGGAGCCAAAUGAAAGCAAAGAGGAGGCUGUGGAUCUGAGCACAAAGAAUCGCGUCGUCCCUGCUUCAGUCUCAAAUGGUCCGACUCGGCUGGUCCUGAAGCCCAUAAUGUCGACAUCUUCUAAUAAGAACCAAUUUGUUCACUGCUUACGAGGCAAGCAUGCUCUUGGUGAGCUUGUGCUUGUCGAAAAACAUCCACUUCUGGAAUCCGUGGAGGAAAACCUCGAUAACAUUGCAACCACUAAGUUGCAGCACAGCCUCGAAGCAAUAUCCACGACUCCCACUCCCUCAAUGUCUACCCCGGAGUCAUUGCCGAGGACCCGCAAGAGAAGGAAGAAGACAAACACACGUUGGGUGACUCGGGGAAGAGAGUGGAGGGUUGCAGCUAGCAGCUCUUCGAAGGUCGUCCACAGCCCGUCACUGACUGUCGCGUUGCAACCAGAGCUGGACAAUGUCGAGGGCCUGUUGUUUGUGUCAUUCACCUCAAAGGAAGCUCUUGAUGUUCACAUCAGGAACAAGCCAUCCGAAAUCACAGCACCAGUAUCUCCAGUUUCCCCUACGACUCAGGAGCCACUGAAGCAAACAGAGGAGCUGACCCCAGCGACUGACGAGGAGAAGAUCGUUCACAAGGAGGCCGUCCUGCUGCAGGACCUCAGAGUUUUCAAACACAGACAGGUCAUCCAUCCUGUGUUGCAGGAAGUUGGGUUGAAGCUGAGCUCUCUAAACCCGACCAAGUCUGUUGACCUGCAGUAUGUGGGGGUUCAUCUGCCUCUUCCUCCAGCGGAUCUACCAGAACAAGAAAACUCCACUGCGCUCUCUCUCUGUGAGAAAGGACUACCCUUCAUCUCCAGGACUGGGAAGACAAGUGACGUGACAAAAAUAAAAGGAUGGAAAAACAAGUUCAUAAAAAACAAAGAAUCAUCUUUGAACAGUGAUGGAUUACAAAAGAACCUAUCUGCCUUCUGCAGCGACAUGUUGGAUGAGUACUUGGAAAGCGAAGCUAAGCAAAUCAGUGAGCGGGCUGCUGCCUUCUCCAUGUACCCUGAGGACUCAGUGGCCUAUCAGGUGCCCGCUAAAGGCUCCAGCUACGUGAAGACCCUGGACAGCAUGCUCAAGCAUCGGAAGCCUGCUCCCAACAAACCCUGCCCGCUCUCCCACAAACCCCGACUCCACUCUGCCGUGACGUCACCGGCUCCUCCUCUUCCAAGCCCUGCCACACCCGUUCAAGCCAAAUCUCCGUCCACACCGACAGAUGCUGCAAAUGCUGCUUCUGGGUCUAGUGCAGUUUCACACAGAUCAUCUACACACCACCCAGCAAACUUUGGGCAGAACAAGGGUGUAAUACACAGACCGGCAAGCUUACCUAAGUUUGAGGUCAAACUGUUGCAAAUGGAGGUCGGAGCCCUGAACAAGGGUCUGAGAAGAACACAGCUGACUCCAGACAGGCUGAAAGUGGCUCUGUCUGUUCUCCUGACAAAACAGACGCAUUUAUGGGGCCGGAAGGAACCUUUAGAUCCACAGUCUGAAGACACCGGACUAGAAUGUACUCAGGAGUUCUGCAGACUGGGCUGUGUGUGUUCCAGUCUGCAGAAUGUGAACAGAGGUCCUCUCCACUGCCGCCGGCCUGAAUGCAUGUUUGGUUGUGCCUGCUUAAAACGCAAGAUCACCAAGCACAUUUCUCCUGGGGACAGGGAACCAGAGAUCCAACCUGUUUACUCUAUGACUAAUACGCAACAUGUGGUUCAACCUUGCCCAGGCUCCCACACUCAUAAGUUGUGGAAAUGCAACAUUAGUGAUGAGGAUGCAGAGCCACUCUUCAUCCCCGAAAGUCCUCAGUAUUUUGUCCGUGCAAAGAACGUGAAACACAACAGUGCAACUCGUAUAACACAGCAGAUUGGAGAGGAGGACAAGGAACCAGCGUAUAAAUACUGGGAUGGCAUGACAUGUGCUCGUGUCAGAGAGUUUAAAAGCAGAAAACAGAAGACAACAACUGACAACCCGCAGAGAAACCAUGCAAGUUCUGUAAAGAAAACAGCAAGGAAGAUGGGUAAGGAAACCACAGAAAAUGAACCAAGGAAGCAAAUCCAGAUCGAAUCAGCAUGUCAGUGGAAAAGGGACCACAAAAUGGUCCUAGGAGCUUUAAGUCGGCGCAUGAAUGAGAAAAGGUUGUCUCAGAGUUUCUGCAUUGGACCAUACCUCAUCAGCCCACUCACCAAGAUCUCCAUGCCAACUGACAGUGGCUCGAUUGUCACUUACAGGGUGCACAUAAGUGAACCAUCAAAAGCCAGUGAUAAUGAGGAGGAUGAACGUGAAGAUAGUGAUGAGGAAAAGCCAGUUGACGGGGAAACCAACACAGAGGAGAUACUGGAGUUGGAGAUGCAGGUUGGAGUCACGCCUUUCCUGGGUGGAGUUUUACCUGCAGGCAAUCUAAAAGCCAGGACCAAACCUGCUGGCAGCCAACCAUGUGCACUUGUACAGGUGAAUGGCAAAUCUUACAAUCAGGCCAGACUGUUGCUGGGAGGUAUGGGAUCUCUACAUCCAGCUAACCGCCUUGCAGCAUACGUGACAGGCCGACUUAAUGCUCCCGCUGACAUUUCUCAUAAAAACUCUCAGAAGCCUAGUACUCUGCAUGGGAAAGCCACAGCCACUGAAGUGCCUCAAACUGUCACUGCAAGGAGAACCUCAGAUCUGAAGAUUGCAGUCGAAUCCUUAGUUCCGUUGCAUCUCGACUCCUGGAAAAAAGGAUCAACCACCUUCCCACAGAAUUCACAAAACUCCUCCAAUGUUAUCGCUGUCAAGCAGUUCAUCUCGAACCACCUCAGCUCAGUCAGUCACGUCCAGAACAGCUCCAAGUCUUCGCCGGUCUCUCUCACCGUAUCCCCCUCCCUGAAAAGCCCCAGCUUCCUUGGACAGAGUGGGACGUAUUCUUUCAGGAUCUGCCCUCCAGCCAACGAGAGCACCAGAGGCCAGAAUCCACCAGGAGUGGCCUUGCCUGGGGGCUUCACCCUCAUUGACCUCCCAAGGUCUGGAUCUAAUGAAGCUACACAACCAUCACAAACUGUAAAGACUAUAAACAUGACCGCUGCUAAAACUAUAACUCCCCCACAACAAGAUGCCUUGUUUAAUUAUAGACCAUUACCUAGUUGGGAUGCAAACUGGCUCGGUUUGGACACUUUCUCAAGUAGUACAUCAUUAGAGCCUUGCUCCUCAUCUGACCUGGUAUGUGGUGAAAAGACGUCUCCAGGUUAUGACCCCAACAGCGGACGGGUGGAAUCAAACAUGGAUUUCACCUCAGAAUGCCUAGGCUCUGAAGACUCCGACUAUUGUGGAGAUGGUGACGACGAAGACGAGGAGCUAUUGGACAUUGAGACGGUAGAGGAAGUAAGACAACAAUUAGCCAUCGAACAAAUGAAGGAGGCUGCUAUGAAAACAUUACAGGACUCACGUCUCUUCCAGUCCAGUCUUGUACCUAAAACGGAACCCAGCACCCAGGAAGAACGGGACAAAAAGAAGCAAAAGAUCCACACGGUGUUAGAGAGGCAGAGACGCACUGAACAGCGGAUCCUUUUUGACAAACUCCAGACCAUCCUUUGUGGUGACCUGGUUGGCAUCAAGCCCCCCAGGCUCCACCUGCUCUCGAUGGCCGUGAAGGAAAUCAAACACAUAGCUGAAACGUCCAAGUUCCUCAAGGAGAAGAAGAGGAAAUUGGCUAAGUUACAGUCCACCUAUCUGAAUAAGCUCUCCAUUUUGUCUGGCAAGUCUGCGAAUCUGAUCAAAAAUAAGCUGAGUGACAUCUGCAAUAGGCAUAAAAUGAGAGAAAAGGCGAAGAAAUGGAGUCCAUUCUUUUCCGAGCUCCUCAAGUCCAGAGCUGCUUUCCUGCAAGACGCAGCCUCCCAGUCCCAGCACAUGCCCCUGUUACAUCCUGACUUCAUCACAACUCAAUCGGAGGCGCGGCCACACAACACUGCUGCCCAAACAAAUGCACAACCCCUGCUUAAGCCCAACUCAACCAAAUCCAGUGGAAACCUUCCCAAACCCGUGUCAACACCACUGCCCCAUCCUCAGGCUGCGUCCACGCCUGCCAAGGCUGACCUCACUGCAAGGUUAUCCCAGGGAGAGACUCAGAAAGAGCCUGGAGCUCCAGCCCAGGCCAGUGUGCCUGUUUCACAGUCUCAGGUCCCGGCAGGUAAAGACAUUCCUCCAACCACUGCAACCCCUGUAACUAAAACACUUAAUCCCAGAAAGCCCUACAAACGCCGUUCCAUUCAACUUCCUCUGAUUCGCUCUAAGACCAGCAGACUCAUACUUCCCUCAUCCAUGAAACCAACUACUCCAGGCUUCUUUACUCUCAUGCUAAUGGAGGCAAAGCUGAAGACAGGAGUGAAUGGGGAUAGCACUUUAGCUGAUAUGCCGUCUGAUGUGCUGUCUGAUGUGGAAUCCAACCACCAGGAGAAGAGCCUGUCUUCAUCCAGAUCAGCCUCGCCCUCAGAGAGCAGCCAUGUUCUGGAGGAAACGACUACAUCCUUAAACUCCGAUCCAAAGCCUCCACAGAAACUCAAUCCCAUGUUUGAGUUCACCCUCCUUAACAAAUCAAUUAUCAUGCCUUCAGUGGCUGUGCAGGACAAACAGAAAGGGGGCACAGUGGAAGGUUUGAGCAAAACACUGCCAGCUGCUCCCUUUAGCUUAAACAGUAUGCAAGAGUUUUAUGAUUCUAAAUCUAAAUCCAAACCUAAACCCCGCAGAGGCAGGCCUCCAAAGAACCGCGUCGCUACCCAACCUUUCCCCGUGGUAGAUGAGACCAGGAAACCAGUCAGUGAAAGUGCAACAUCUCCUCUGGUCGAAGAAAGACAAAGUGAAACAGAAUAUUUGGGAUUGACCAAGAAACGAGCAGCGGACAGGCCAGCAGUGGCCAGUGAUGCAGCAGACAGUCCUGUCCCAGUGAAAAGAGGCAGAGGACGGCCUCCGAAGCCGAGGGAGCCGGUAGAGAUGUGGAUUCCGGCUGGACAGAGAAGAGGUGUUUCUAAAUCCAACGAGGACAGCCCUGUCAGACUGUCGUACCUUUUUAAUGGCCAUGAUUCCCUUACUGCCUCACUAGGCGGGCAAAACACAUCACGGCCGUUAACGCGCGGUGCUUUAGGAAAGGACCUCCCCAGUGCCAAGAGGCGUUCGUGGAUCGAUGUAGAGAAGGAGCUGGAACUAGAGCUGGAAUCUGAGUAGUUCCAUUAACUUCCUGCCGCUGCAAUAACCAACGCACACGAUUAUUUAACCUCAGUCUCACACUGAAACCACAUCCCUCUCUGAGUCUUACAUAUGUAGAGGGGGCUUGUCUUGAAAGCCUCACCAAAUGUGCCUGUGUUUAAAUCCAAAGGACCAGAGACCAACACUAGAUGCUGCUCUUUUCUGUAUGAGUCAGCACACAACUCAGUGGACCUCCUUCAUACUGUAGAGAUGGGGCUGUAUAUGAGAUGGCCGAGACGUCUCACAAUAGCACAUUUACGGAAAACACGAAUGCAAGAGCCACAGCACAACUGCCAAAAAAACUCUAUCACCACACUUUGAGCGAUGACGUUUAUUGACAAUGAAAUGAGCAGAGUUGUUGUUCGUGAAAACCUAGUCAAGCCUGCUUUAAAUUUGAAGCUUGUCUAUGUGAGGUGUUGCUUGAGCCUCCAUAAAAUGAAUUAUGCACCUGUACCGUAACAUCUCUAAUAGACAAGCAUCUAAUUUAAGUGGCGACUGGUUUGUGCGCGUUUCAAUGAAUUGACGAUAGGAGGUAAUACUCGUUUCAUUGUCAACAUAGGUUGUCACUCACUUCCGCCGUGGUUGGGUUUCCAUUGUGUGUUUUUUUUUGCUGUGUGGAGGCUUUUGCAGUGUUUUUUGUGAAUUGUAUGAGAAGUCUCGCCCAUUUUCAUUUCUGGUAUAAAGAAGAGAAAGCAUUACGUGACCUGCUGAAUGUAUGAAUGAAAUUUAGUUUUGAUAUUUUCCGUGGUAAAAUUAUUCUUUAAAAACAAUACUAAGACUAAUUCAGAUUGUUUUUGUUGAAGUCAUUUAUUACUAAUCUGUCAUAUGCAAAUUAAUAUAAAACCGUACAGAUGACAUUAAUUAAUCUUCAGCCUUCCAGUGUGCAUUAAAUGGAAUAGUUUCCUGAAUAGAAUUAGACGAUACGCUGUCAUUAACCAUGUGAACCCUAAAUGUUAAUAGUUUUUUAUUUUAUUUGGUAGAAGCUAGUCUGAUCUGUAUUAUCUCAUUAGAAUUCCUUCUUUGUCACCAACAGUGAAAAUCAUCUGUAGGAGCACUUUAUGGUUCUUUUAGUAUAUCUGACUUGUAUUUAUCUUUAUUUGGGGAUUUAGUUCAGUAAUACAUUAACCUGAGGUGUCACAAGCAAUCAAGAGGCGGUUAGCCCUAUAUCUAUAAAAAUAACCUGUACAUAAUGUAUUUCUUUUUUUAAUCACUAUAUAUCUUUCGCAAGAGGGAUUUUUGAAACACUGGUUGUCCUAAUACUUGUGAGUUAUGAGUUGAAAAUGUGAAAAGUAAUGUGGCCUUCUGAAAUGAAUAAAAUGUUUAUGCAUUUAUCAAGGCACACUUGAUAGAAUUGAUUUUCCUUUUGUGAAUGGGGAUCGAACACUUUACCUCUAGAACAAACCCAACUGGUCAGAGAAUCUACUCAUUGUUUUUAAAGAGAUCAUUAAAAGACACUGAAUUUAAAUCGGAA
Molecule: messenger RNA, 8028 nt
Organism: Pleuronectes platessa (European plaice)
Lineage: Eukaryota; Metazoa; Chordata; Actinopteri; Pleuronectiformes; Pleuronectidae
Gene: magl
Product: MAX dimerization protein MGA-like
Exons: 22
Coding region: 216-6536 (2106 amino acids)
Biological process (GO): cell fate specification; positive regulation of DNA-templated transcription; regulation of transcription by RNA polymerase II
Cellular component (GO): nucleus
Molecular function (GO): DNA-binding transcription factor activity, RNA polymerase II-specific; protein dimerization activity; RNA polymerase II cis-regulatory region sequence-specific DNA binding
Source: RefSeq, a predicted model, not a curated record